AUGCUGCAGCAUACGGUGCGUCGCGUAGCCUCCGCGGCCACCGCUCAGUCGGCGUUAUUUUCCGCCAAUUCGCUAGGCGCCCACGCGCCGAAAGCGGCCGCCUCACUCGCGACUCCUCAACGAAAGGGCCCUCUUCACCAGCGAAGAUACUCUUCCUCGAAGCCGAGCAGCCCCAAGAACCGCUCCAAUGGACCCAAGGGCCUCCCCACGGGCGAUGCCGUCUCGGCCACCGCCUCGUCUAGUGAGGUGAAAACUCCAUCCGAGAAGAGGAAACGCAGGAGCAAGGUCAACGACGGGUCGAGCGAUCCCUUCCAAGGAUUUCCUAGCGUUCCUAGUACUCAACACCUCUCGCAAGAAGCCUUGGGUUUGUCAAGUUUCUUCUCCAUGCACCGCCCAAUCUCCAUCACCCACAGUUUACCCCGAACCACAUCCGACGAGGCCUUCGCCGAGAUCUUCUCUGCCCGGUCCGCCAUCAACAAGCCCAACGACGUCAUUUCGACUCUCUCCCGCGCGGUCGAUGAUCUAGAAGGACCCAUGGCAAAGAUGACCAUUUCCAGGGAGGGCCAGGCUGAACAGGCCGGCGAGGGCAGCAUGACCGGCCAGUUCCUGCCCUUCCAACCUCCUCCCCUUCCAGAGCCCCAGGCCGCAAAUGGUCAAGUCUUUGGCGCCUCGUCCGAGGCUGACCUCGAACUUUCCCCUCAGCACCGAGUUUAUCGCGCCAUGUUCACUAUUGAGGAGACGCUCGAUGCCGAUGGCCAGGUCCAUGUCCUAGCCCACAGCCCCAAGAUCCUCAACGACGAACCCGGUAGCCGAUACAUUGACCGUCUCCGGAGAAUGAGGCACGAGGACGCUCUGCGUAGGAGGGAGGUGCUUCACGCCAUCAGCGUAAAGAAGCGCAGAAAGCUCAAGAUGAAGAAGAAGAAGUUCAAGAAGAAGUUGAAGUCCUCGAGGAAACUCAGGGAGAGACUGCAUAAGAUCUAA
Molecule: messenger RNA, 981 nt
Organism: Parascedosporium putredinis
Lineage: Eukaryota; Fungi; Ascomycota; Sordariomycetes; Microascales; Microascaceae
Source: the annotation of a GenBank genome assembly